GAAUGAACUUUUGUAAAGAAAAUUUUACAGCUUAUGAUUAAGCUUUCUGGUUAAAAAUUAGAGCUUUCAAAUUAGGCGAAAAUGCCAAAGUGGUAAUAGUAACUAGUAACUUUUUACAGUAAAAAAUGUAGGGAAGAACCAAAGCGUGGUCCAAAAUUGGAAAAUGGUGCAAAGCGGGAAAUAUGCGUCGAAAAUAAAGAAAGUAGGAAAAUUGCCACUGCCACCUACCUCCCUCUCUUCACGUCUUGGUACUGUCUUCAAUGCCUUGAUCUCUCCUCUCUCUCAUUCCCUAUAAAAAUUAUGCCGUUUUUCUCUCUUUGAUCUCAAAUGUGGCAGCUUCUCUUAGGCGCAGCUGUUGCUGGAUCCACCAGAUUCCUUACUAAACACCUCUUUCACGCCAACCCCAAGAACCCCAUUUCUCCAAAUACCCCAAAUUCCAAUCUUGAUCAAGAAAAACAAGAUCCUCAUCUCCAAAAUGGGUUUUUAGAAUCUCGGUGUGACAGCAAUUGGGAAGAAAAACAGAGGCAAGAUGGGAUCUUUAGAUUUUCCAGUCCUGAGUCUGCUGGAAAAACUGGGGUUAAAGCCAAGGUUAGGAACUUGAGGAAAAAUGUCGUCUUGAAGAAGGCUGGGAAAAGAUCAAGUGGUGGUGGUGGUGGUGGUGUAGAGGUGAAUAGGAGGAAGUUUGCUGUUUGUUUGAAGAAGAGGAAAACUGCAAAGAAUGUAGCUUAUAAGUGUGGAUCAUUCCCUUCUAAAGAUAGCUCUGUAUUUCAUUGGGGACUUGGCUUUGGUAUCAUGUACAUGAUGUCAAUUGGGAAGGCUGAGAUCAAUAAACUGAACUCAGCCAUGGAUGAGACUGCAAAAGUGGUUCAGGCGUUAAAAACUGAGCUAUGUAAAAGAAAAUCAUCUUGCAAUCUGCAAGCUUCAAAUUCUGCAAAUGAAGUUGCUACAAGUUCAAAAAAAUUUAGUGGCAAGGAUAUGCAGUUACUGCUUGAUAAGUCAGGUAAAGGGCACAGAGGCCAUUAUGAGAUCAAAGUAUGCAGACUCCCGGUAAUUGAUGAUGGUGAAUAUGCCAGUAGUGUUCUUACUGAAGAGCCAGAACCAGAGCCAGAGGUGGUGGAAAUGGAUGAACUAGAGGCAGAGCUUGAGUCAGAACUGCAAAAAUUGAGUGAGACUGAGGUUUCAGCCAAAAGUUUGCAUGAGUCAGUGGGGCAGAGGUUUGAUUCAUACCAGUGCCAAGGAGUAUUGCCAUCUGAACUAGAUCAAAAGCUGUGCCAUUUGCUAAUCGAGCAGCAGGAAAACCAAAUUGAGGAGCUAGAAUCUGAAUUGCAUUUGGUUCAAAACAAACUAAGUGAGAAGGAAGCUGAACUCCAAGCACUAAAGGAUUGUGUUAGACGCCUGACUAACUUCUCUCUGUCAACAGUCUCAGAUGAUGACACUGAGGUCCAAGGGAAGCAAGAAUGUAUGAACGAUCAGGAUUGCCCUAGUGGAUCUGAGACAAGGAAAUCAUUGAUAGGUUUGAAAAGACCCGUUGAGUCCUGAGUGCAACUGAUAUGCCAGCAUGAUUACAAUAUUUUCCAUGGGCAAGACCUAGAAGGUAAUUCAUAAGCAAUCAUCAGAUGCCAUCUGAAAAUAAUACCAAUUGAGUAGAUCACACCAUUCUAAAAUCUAGCUUGCUUUUCCCCGUGUAUCUCCUGGACCCUCUUCAAUUAUAAUACUACAGUAUCAAAAACCGAGAAAUGGUAGUCUGUUUAUUGCAUUCUGCCUGUCUGAUUAUUUUAUUAGAAUAUGUUUUAUAUUUUUUAUGCCUAGUGUCUGGAGCUGAACUCUCUUCACCAAGUAAUUCCUAAUUUGACUUGCAUAGUUUGCCUGCUUCUUGAUCAAGCUCUUUCUUGAGUGCCAGAGAGGAACCUGAAAUCAUAGUUGAUUUUUUGUUUUCUUGUUGGGAGAUAAAAUUACUAAUAUGUCCAUUUGCAUUCAUAAAUUAUGAAUCACUCCUUUCACAAACUUUAAGGUUGAUUUGAAUGCACUAAAGGGUAAUGUUGGAAGCGAGCAAUUGUAGACAGAUUGGUGGUGGUUGCUUGUGCAGAGGCAGAUAAAAGAUUGGUGGAGCCAUCAGCCGUGGUGGGGUGUGGAAAAAUUGCCUUUCCCAUCUCAUGUGCUUUCUUUUUUUGACUUUUAAUGAUAGAACCACUUCAUGAUAUUAGGCGCCAUUCAAGGGUAGACAAAGAAGAACACUUAAGGCCGACUGUUUACAUAUACAAUUUCCCAUGAUUUC
Messenger RNA from Durio zibethinus, 2275 nucleotides. RefSeq lists its product as uncharacterized. NCBI's taxonomy places the organism in Eukaryota, Viridiplantae, Streptophyta, Magnoliopsida, Malvales, Malvaceae. Gene Ontology annotation, biological process: asymmetric cell division. The record is from RefSeq and is a predicted model, not a curated record.